AUGCCCACAGCUAAGCCAAAGCUCGCACAGUUGACGACGCCCGUCACCGCGACAUUUCCGUCUGAGCUGUCUGCUCUUUCGGCGUCAGCUAGAACGCCUCUCUCAGCUGUACCAAGUUUUAUUAAAGAGGAAUUCCCAGGCAGUGCUCGGACGCCCAUCAGCCCACCAACAGCUUAUAUGGAUUUUCUCAAGGCUAUGUCAGUUCAGUCGCCUGUCGUCCCAGCGAAGAGAUCACUAUCUGGCAGUUCCACGCCAGAGGAAGACUCGGCACAAGAAUCAAUGCCAUCUACAGCGAGCAGUGAGCAAACAGACUGCUCAUGUAAGUGCGGCGGUCACAAGUCACCCGAGAGUGUUCCACCAAGCCCAUACUCAAACCAGCCUAUGUCUGCACCACCCAUGAGCGUGACUUCACACCCAAGUCUAAAAGUACCACCAUCCCCUGCCGUCUCGAUGGUGGACUCGCCCUUGAGCGCCACGAUACGGUCACCUUUUAGUGCCCGAUCAGUGCGAUCACCGUUUGACUGGGAGGCAGCGCUGAAGGCCCGUUAUUCCCAAGACUGCAGAGCACACAAGGCAACGAACAAGAGUGUGCGGCACAUUCGAGAAGUCGUUACGCGGACAGUCACUUACACGCCACGGAUGAGUCCAGCCCCCAAGGGCAAGCGGAGGAAAGUGCACUCGACCUGCCAGAAACUGACGGCAGCGACGACGGAGAUACCCUCACCUUCACCCACGACUACUUCAUCUUGA
Molecule: messenger RNA, 750 nt
Organism: Xylaria bambusicola
Lineage: Eukaryota; Fungi; Ascomycota; Sordariomycetes; Xylariales; Xylariaceae
Exons: 1
Coding region: 1-750 (249 amino acids)
Source: RefSeq, a predicted model, not a curated record